CUACCUGCCAACCAUGUAAGCAGAGUGAGUAGCGAGUGUUGGGCCUCCGGUUUCUCAUACACGGCUGUCGCAAAAAACAAUUUUCAGCAAGCCGGCAGGCGAGGGAGGCUUUGGAAACGUUAUUUUUUUAUGCAUGGAUCGUGACAGGAUAUAUUAUGGAUGAUGAUAUGAAAGAAAUGAUAUGGGAAAGCGAACACAACUCCACGGUCAAAGCACAUCGUAAAGAUUCUUCUCGGGAUUCCUCAUGCGCUUAUUCGUUUCAGCUUACUCCAUUGAGAUACAGACCUAUGGAGAGACCAGCAAUAAAUUCUCUUUCAAAACCACAUUUUUAUAAAGAGAUAUCAAAGCCUGGGAAGUCCAUCGCUGCAGUGGACAAAUCGAUGUUCACGCCGUCUUUUGAUCUCACGAAAGCGAAACAGAAUGGCAGCAGUCAUUCCUCUAUAUUUACAGCACAAAGCACGUCCUCUCGGAGUCCGAGACCCCCCAGGAAUAUUUACACAGACUCCACAAAAGUCAGCGGGCCCUUAAAUACCGUUACUGGAAAGUGUUCUCCCACUUCUGGUUUCGAAAAGUUGUUUCCCAUCAAAAGUGCUUCAGCUUCUUGGAGCGGAACGUGUCGGAGAAGUCCCAAAAAAGCUCAUCGAAGACAUGUCAGUACGGUGGAAGAAACUGUCCGCGAGGAAGAAAAAGAAAUUUAUAGACAAUUACUUCAAGUGGUGACGGGGAAAACGUAUUUGUCCACAAAAUCAACCUUCCUCCCUCCGCAAAUAUCGCGGUGCCUGAGUUCAAGUAACAGUAUUUCAGGGCCGCCCGGCGCUUCGAGUCUCAGUUCUCUAGAACCUUCCAGUUUUGAGACAGAAUCUGUAUACCAGCCGUCGUUUAGUUUUUUGCAGCCACCAGCUAUAGAACCACUGUUACACAGCAGCACAGACUUAAUUCCUGCCUGUGAAUCCGAAGCCUUUACUAAUCAUCAGCACUACGAAGAAUACAAUAACACCAGUCAACCGCAAUCUGAAGGUUCUGGUUCCGAUUCAGUGAUUAUAAUUGAUUCUGUUUCUCAAGAGAGAGACACUCCAAAUCCAUCAAUUUUCCAAACAUUACUCUGGAUCAAAGAAAUCUCGAGCAACUAUGAUUCCAGAGCAAGGGAAAGAAGGCGACAGAUAGAAAAGGAAAAGGCACGUGCGUUACAGUUGCAGAGUGAGAGGUUGCAGGACAGCUCUGUACAACAGUCCAUAGACUUACAUCUGCGUGUGCCCCUUGAAAAAGAAAUACCGGUCACGUUGCCUCCAAAGCAAGACGAUGAGCAAGAAGUGGAAUUUCCAGAACUCACGGAGGAGAUGGAGAAAGAAAUUAAACGUGCCCUUUUUGGAGGCAGCCAAGAUCAAAUCUUAAGUGAGGGAUUUCGUUUGACUAUUACCCGUAAAGAUAUUAUGACUCUCCAUAAUCUGAACUGGCUAAAUGAUGAGGUUAUUAAUUUUUAUAUGAAUCUCUUGGUGGAAAGGAGUAAGCGGAAGGGCUUGCCGAAAGUUCACACAUUCAACACUUUCUUCUUCCCCAAGCUCAAAAGUACUGGCUACCAAGCAGUGAAACGAUGGACAAAAAAAGUGGAUAUAUUCUCUGUGGAUAUGUUGCUGGUGCCGAUUCACCUCGGUGUGCACUGGUGUUUAUCAGUUAUAGACUUCAGGAAAAAGUCCAUCGCGUAUUAUGAUUCCAUGGGAGGUUUAAACAAUGAAGCAUGCAGGUUAUUACAACAGUAUCUAAAACAAGAAAGUUUGGACAAAAAGGGAGUCAGUUUUGAUACAAACGGCUGGGUUUUGACCAGCAAGAAUAGUGAGGAAAUCCCACAACAGAUGAACGGCAGUGACUGUGGAAUGUUUGCCUGCAAGUAUGCGGAUUACAUUACCAAAGACAAAUCAAUCACCUUUACUCAGCGUCACAUGCCAUACUUCAGAAAAAGAAUGGUUUGGGAAAUCAUUCACCAGAAACUGCUUUAAAAUGUCAUAGGAUUCAAGCAAGAAUGGGGACAAAUUGAUGACGUUUCAGAACAGAAUGUUAAUUGGACCAAGAAAUGUUUGAUAUUUUUCUCCACAAGUUUACAAUUGUAAAGUAAAUGAGAAAUAUUUAUGGCUAGUCUCCAUAUUUUUAAUCAUGUUGCCAAAUUUUCUGACCUUGUCUUUUUUUUGUAAAUUCCUGUGUGAAUAUUGGCGGAGAACCGGUUUUUGUUUUGAGGAACAUCAACGCCUACUAAAGGAAUCCUUUUAGACCUGUCCUUCGGUGUUAAUAAGUACAUCUAUUGGGAUCCGAAGAUGAUAAUUGACAGAAUUACUAUUCAAAGACUUGCCUUACAAUUGUAUUUCAUGGUUAUUGCAAAAGAUAUAUUAUUUAAUUCGAAGGGUUCCAUGUUUAAGUUAAAGGUUUCCAGCACUAUUUGCUCUGUUAAUGAGCAUUCAUUAUUUGUAUUUUGUAUAAAAAAAGUUUAUAUUUCCACGAUUGUAAACUACUACUGUUUUAUAAAGUAUUGUACUUAAGUGUUGUGGCGCAAACCGUUUUCUUAUUUUUUGUAUAAGGUUACAUAUACAGGAUGUUGAGGGUUUUUUCGACUUGGUUUACUAAAGUAAAGUUUUACUACUUGGAACAUGAUUGUACUUAUGUAUAUUACUAGUCAACUUUCUUUCGUAGUUUAGUUAUAAAGUACCUGUAAACUUUAUUUUUAACACUUAAGAAAAUGAUUAAACAAUGCUUACCUGUGUAAAAAGCAACGUCUGCACACUUAAGUUUGAAGAAAAAAAAUCUUACGCACAGUCAGUCACUUCCGAUUACCAUUUUUUUUCCUCUUGUCAGAGAAAGAAGAUGGCAGGAAGUAAUUGGUGGGGUAAGGGUUUUUUUUAAUUAUUAUUUGUGUUUCUUAAUAUCACAAUUGUGUAAACCUUCUUUUUCAUGUGUUAAAAAUAAAGUUACAUGGUAGUUUAAGUUUCUGGCCUACCUCAAUUCUGCUAUCUGGAAAAUUGCUGAUUACCAAGUAUAAACAGUAGGAUAAACGUUUUGCUAGGUUAUUUGGUGAUAUCAACUUGACAUUGAGUGUGAGAGAGGAGCUGAAGGCUAAAGAGCAUCUUUUGGGAAGAAAGUUAUUUUUCUAAUACUUUUUUUCCCCUGUGCGGGAAGUGUUUAUUCUUUUUCAUUAUCAAAAACUUGUAUAGCAACAAUUUUGUGGUUUUGAUCCCCAACGAUCAGGAUUUUUUUUUUUUUAUACCUUUUCUUGUGAUAAUAUUGGAUGGCUAUUUUAUAACUUAAUAAAACGUGAAACCUG
Molecule: messenger RNA, 3307 nt
Organism: Spea bombifrons (plains spadefoot toad)
Lineage: Eukaryota; Metazoa; Chordata; Amphibia; Anura; Pelobatidae
Gene: SENP1
Product: SUMO specific peptidase 1
Exons: 18
Coding region: 156-1994 (612 amino acids)
Biological process (GO): protein desumoylation
Cellular component (GO): nucleus
Molecular function (GO): deSUMOylase activity
Source: RefSeq, a predicted model, not a curated record